Enterobius vermicularis (human pinworm) is the source of this 666-nucleotide messenger RNA. The record is from the annotation of a GenBank genome assembly. NCBI's taxonomy places the organism in Eukaryota, Metazoa, Nematoda, Chromadorea, Rhabditida, Oxyuridae.
AUGAUCGGUACCAAUACAACAAUGGUCAAGAAGUUAAAAGAUCCAGUACCUAUAAUGGCACACAGUUAUCCUGUGGAAAAGCAAACGUUUAUGCCGAUACCAAUUCAAAUUCCACGAGAAAUGGAAUUUGCCGGUCGUAGGUUCAGUUUUGACGCCGGCUAUAUGAAAACACAACGCGGUCUUCUAAAGAUUACUCAAAUUAUGGCCUGCUUUAUAGCAAUGAUGUUAACCGGAUCAUCGCUUGGCGUGCAGGGCGAAAGAGCCUGGUCAUUGGCAGUAACGUUCACUGGAUUUUGUGUGAACUUCUUUAUUCUCACAGCCAACAUUUUCACUUUGAACACCAGAUUUGAUCCAUUUCGAUGGUUUCUUGUUGAAGUCACUUAUUACAUUAUCGAAACUAUGGCCCUAUUCUUUGCCGGUCUUUUUAUGGCAGUAUUUUGCGUAGCAUUUUGGGCACAACAUAAUGCAAAAUUUAAAAUGCUUCCAACUUUAGCGUCGUCUAAAGCUCACACCUUGCAGGGAACGUUGUUUGUAUGUACAGCACUGUAUGCAAGUGAACUUUGUAUUCAAAUUGCACAAUGGAGGCGAUGGUCAUGGAACCCAACUCCAGCUCCCCCCCCGUCAGUGAAACAAAACACUGCCACUGACGAAUAUCCUAGGUUUUGA